This is a messenger RNA of Pongo pygmaeus (Bornean orangutan), 4751 nucleotides long. It is a transcript of the gene SLC25A46, whose product is annotated as solute carrier family 25 member 46. The record is from RefSeq and is a predicted model, not a curated record. The transcript is spliced from 8 exons. Bases 136 to 1392 code for a protein of 418 amino acids. Gene Ontology annotation, biological process: mitochondrial fission; axon development; mitochondrial membrane fission. Gene Ontology annotation, cellular component: mitochondrial outer membrane. NCBI's taxonomy places the organism in Eukaryota, Metazoa, Chordata, Mammalia, Primates, Hominidae.
UCCAACGUGACUUCCGGUUGUCAGAAUUUCCCCCAGACUCGGCGGCGGGCGACAGGAAGCUGUGUGGGCUUAGGUCGUGGUGGCCCGGGUGGUGGUGGGCUCCGGGCGGGCUCGCGUCAUCCUGCCCCCGCUGCGAUGCAUCCGCGGCGCCCGGACGGAUUUGAUGGCUUGGGCUACCGGGGUGGUGCCCGGGACGAGCAGGGCUUUGGCGGCGCUUUCCCUGCAAGGUCCUUCAGCACCGGGUCGGACCUGGGCCACUGGGUGACGACUCCCCCAGACAUCCCCGGCAGCCGCAACCUGCACUGGGGCGAGAAGAGCCCGCCCUACGGCGUGCCCACCACCUCCACCCCGUACGAAGGCCCCACGGAGGAACCCUUUUCCAGUGGCGGCGGCGGCAGUGUGCAGGGGCAGAGCAGUGAACAGCUGAAUAGAUUUGCUGGAUUUGGUAUUGGACUUGCAAGUCUCUUUACAGAAAAUGUAUUGGCACAUCCUUGCAUUGUUCUACGCCGCCAAUGUCAGGUUAAUUACCAUGCUCAGCAUUACCAUCUCACUCCAUUUACAGUCAUCAAUAUUAUGUACAGUUUCAACAAAACUCAGGGACCUAGAGCCCUGUGGAAAGGAAUGGGAAGUACAUUUAUUGUCCAGGGAGUCACACUUGGAGCAGAAGGCAUAAUUAGUGAAUUUACACCUUUGCCAAGGGAGGUUUUACAUAAAUGGAGUCCUAAACAAAUAGGAGAACACCUUCUACUGAAAUCCCUAACUUACGUGGUGGCAAUGCCUUUUUAUUCAGCAAGUCUGAUUGAAACAGUGCAGAGUGAGAUAAUUCGAGAUAAUACUGGCAUUUUGGAAUGUGUUAAAGAAGGAAUUGGGAGAGUGAUAGGCAUGGGAGUGCCUCAUAGCAAACGACUUCUUCCGCUUCUUUCCUUGAUCUUCCCUACAGUGCUUCAUGGAGUUCUUCAUUACAUCAUCAGCUCACUUAUUCAGAAGUUUGUCCUACUAAUUCUAAAGAGAAAGACUUACAAUAGCCACCUAGCUGAGAGCACUAGCCCUGUGCAGAGUAUGUUGGAUGCUUAUUUUCCAGAACUUAUUGCUAACUUUGCUGCCAGUCUUUGUUCUGACAUUAUACUUUACCCACUGGAAACAGUUUUGCACCGCCUUCACAUUCAAGGAACACGCACAAUAAUUGACAAUACAGACCUUGGCUAUGAAGUGCUUCCAAUUAAUACACAGUAUGAGGGAAUGAGAGACUGUAUCAAUACCAUAAAGCAGGAGGAAGGAGUGUUUGGUUUUUAUAAAGGGUUUGGUGCUCUUAUAAUACAGUACACAUUGCAUGCAGCUGUUUUACAGAUUACCAAAAUUAUUUACUCUACACUUCUUCAAAAUAACAUUUGAGAUUUAGGUUCCUUCACUGAGUAGUCUGGAAGAUAUAAUCUGGAUAAUUUGCUAUGAAGUUAUGAGGGAUAAAAGUGAAAUACUGGGGAAGAAAAUGGAUUGGAAAGUAAAAUUGGUACUAAAGUUCAUACUGAUUAUCUUGACUUUGUUUUUUAAGGCAUAGGUAUAUAUUUUGGAUCAAAAUUCUUCCAAAUUUGGAAACUCAAUAAAAAUAACACUUAUUAAAUUCUAAUUAGUGUAGCACUCAUGCUGAAGUAAACAUGAUCCUAGGCAGAAGCAAAAUUUUAUUAUAAAAUCUAAAACAAAACUUUAUAGAGUUGAAUCUAUUCCAUCUGACUUAAAUAUUUGCCAAACGUUUAUUUUACCUCCUAGAUUGAUGUUGGUAUAGUAUCGUUAAUACAGUGUAGUAUAUUAAUGUCCUUAAUACAAUCAGGAGGUUUUUACCUUUAAGCAAAUAAAUUAUGUCAUUAUUGAAAAAGACUUAAGGGAUGAUUAGAUUUGGCAAUCUGUAAGCAGGAGUCUAAAGGUUUUAAAUUGCAUUGUCCCUGUAUAACUAUCUUAAUGGCUAUAUAUAUGUAUUUUAUAAAGCCAUUUAUGUAUACACAUGUAACUUGGAAUUUCCUUCAUCCCUACACAUUUUCUACACUUACAUCACCUUAUUGCAUAAAACAAAGUCAUGCGCUUUCUGCUAGAACAUCAAAAUAUCAAAAGCCAAGGUACCCAAAAGAUGCAAGUCAGAGACAACAUCCUUGUCCAUAUCCAAACCCAGUGUUUCAGUGCUAGCAACUUAAUUUGUCAUACAUUUAUAGAGUUUGGUUUGCUUUGCUAGUUGUGUGAAUCAUCGGGUUGUUUUGAGAGCCACUGUUAAGAGAGAACAUAAAAUAAUCAUGACAAUUACUACUGUUUCCACAUUUACAAAUUGUGUACUUAAAUGAACCUCAUUUCCCUUUUAUUUCUGAAUGGCUUGUCUGAGAGGAAACAAAAUUAAAAUUCAUCUGGGAACUUGUGCCUCUUGUCUACUAUAUAGUCACCACUAAAUAAUGGCUUCCGUUUUUAUUUUCUUUCAGUUUUUGCUUUAAAUUUUGUUUUCCAAAAUAGUUGUACGUGGAGGGAAAAGCAAUUAUUCUUAUCACCUUUUAUUUAAACUUCUUUAGAUGAAUACUGAAGAAAAAUCCAAACCUUAAAGGAAAUGUGCCCUUGUAUUUUACGGGUGAGGGGAAAAAGUGCAUUUCAACAUAUAAUAAGCAAAAAAAUUACUAAUCAGUUUAAUAAAAACAUUUUGUCUAUUCCUAAAUGUAAUUUGGUGGGUUAAGCACUUUGUUUAGUAAAAUGAUAUGUGUCUGCUCUAUCAUUAGACAUUUUAAAGUUUCAUUUCUUCACAUGAAUAAUCACAGUUGUAUCACGAACCAUUUAGCGCUCUGAAGCACAGUGACUUUGCACUGAUAUUGUCCAACCAAGAAUGCAUACGAAUAGAAAUUCAUUUUACUUGCUAAAUGUCACAGAAAUGGUUACUUUUUGCAAAUAGUAGUGUUGGAACAAAAAAGUGAUAUCCAAAAAGUGUAAAAACAGUAAUAAGUAGCAAAUCUCUCCUGUGUGUGUGUAGUUACUGAAACACCUACAUUUUCCAUAUUUAAAUUCCACCAAAAGGGGGAAAAUAAAAUUAAACACCACUGAUCACAUUUUAUAUUUUAUGGUGACUAUUUUAGAUUAAGGUUUACUUUGUCCAACCAAUAGCAUUUAAAUUGUUUUUGAUUAGGAUAGUUUCAGAUAAGAGUAAACCAGAAAAUUUCAAGUUUGAAAAAUUUCUAGAAAAGAAUCUGAGUAGAAUCAAGUAUUUACUAGUGAAAAUCUGUAGGAUCCUUUAUUUAGCUAAAAAUUAAAUAUUUCAGGAUAUUUGUUGGAAGUUAGCAUGAAAAUAGUUACAUAAAUUCAUUUUAUUGUAGAAUAAUUAUAAGACCGAUAGGCUGAACCACACACAAAUCAGGUUGAUCUUGUUUUCCUUUUUGGAGAAAGAGAAUACAAAUUAACAUUAAAAUUGAAAUGUAGAAAGUAAAAUAUGAAUAAUUUUUUACAACCACUCCAAAUUAGUUGAAACAAAAUCUUGAACAGUCACGCACUUAAAUUUAAACUAGCCAAAUAUGUUGCACUGAAUUUUGAAAAGAAUGAGUGAGAUAACUGUAAGAUACACCCGUUCCCUUUUUAAAAUUGUUAUUUGUCUUUAACAUGGGUGCCAGAUCAAAUAUCCAUGGGCCAUACUUCUUAAGAUGAUAACAGCUCAAAAUAAUAUUUUUUAAUUCAGUAGAACUAAUAGCAUUAUGAAAAAGAUUCUAUUAAAUGUUCCACAGGCCCACUGGUCCUCUUAUAUAAGCCAAAUUUUGGCCAUGGAGCUUGUGAUACACUUGCCUUACAUUAUAGGGUUUCUUAAUUUGAGUCAAGUAUACUGAAAGCAAUUAAAAACUGGUAAAUAUUAAUUUACUAUGUAAAGUGAACUUAUGAAUUAACUUACUAAAUACAUAUAUGUAGACCUUCCCGAAAUGCCAUUCUCAAUUUUAUUUUAUGGGCUUUAAAAAAAAUUAUCUGGGUUAAUAAGGUUAUCUAUUAAAGCCCCCAGAAUCUCAGCACUAGAUGUUAUAAAUAUGAAAUAGUAAAAACAAGGUCACUUGAAAAUGGGUAUUUGAUACCUUAGCUGGUGUUUUCAGAAACAUACAGAACUGGAGAGGUGAGAACUUGCUUACUUUUGCAGAUAUACCUGACUACUCACAACUGUCUUUUUAGCAGCGGCUUUGUUAAAACUGCACAAAGCAUUCACUUUAUUGAUUGAGUACAAAUGCUUUAGUGUUUCUACCUAAGUAUUCGUACAUCUGUUCAGGAAAUGAAAAAAAAAAAUGCUGCUUUAUAUUAGUUUUAUCAACUGAGGUUGUGGAGGAUGUUUGUCCACUGAUCUUUUGAAACAGAAAAGAAUACUUUGUCAGCUUCUAAUAAGAUAGCCAGGUUUGAAUUAUUUGCAAAAUUUAUAUAAGCAAAUAAAAUCUCUUGGUAACAAUUCAUAUUGCACUAGAAUUUGAAUGAUACUGUUGUUGGCAUUUCUGUUUCUCUUUCAAGUAGUUGUAAAUAGUCUUUUUCUCAUAUAAACUGAAUGCCUAAUGUCUUACUCUUGAGUCAUUUAGUAUCAUUGAUAUGGUACCAUGUUGUAUAGCAGAGUAACAAAAUCAUGAUUUGACAAUGAAAUUUACAUAAUGCCUCACCUAGAGAUGUUUUGUCUGUAUGACUUUCUUUUUUUUAAAGUUUGUCUUACUGUUACUUUAAAUGUUUUGGUUAAAUUGUGUAAUAUGAAAAGUUCAAUAAAAUGUUGAAAUAAA